This is a messenger RNA of Micropterus dolomieu (smallmouth bass), 3725 nucleotides long. It is a transcript of the gene armc8, whose product is annotated as armadillo repeat containing 8. Gene Ontology annotation, cellular component: GID complex. Lineage: Eukaryota; Metazoa; Chordata; Actinopteri; Centrarchiformes; Centrarchidae. The coding region runs from base 312 to 2423 and encodes 703 amino acids. The transcript is spliced from 23 exons. The record is from RefSeq and is a predicted model, not a curated record. Gene Ontology annotation, molecular function: protein binding. Gene Ontology annotation, biological process: proteasome-mediated ubiquitin-dependent protein catabolic process.
UUUAAUCGAAUCUAACUCGAAGCGACAUCACCUACGUCACGUUUAUAAACAAAAUUUACCUCAUUGACAAAUCCACAGUCUGAGACACCUCGCCAAGUUAGCAGUGUUGUUGUUUUUUUGUUGUGUAUCUGCUGCUAGUUUUUACAGCCGAGCUCGUAGAGGGAUAUUUAAUCACCUGAUUUUACUAACGCCAGCGAGGAGCUGCGUGGUUUAGCUGCAGUUACUUUUUAAAAGCCGCUCACAGCUGCUCUGGGGGGCGGAGUGUCUGCAAAGUGCUGCGCCGAUUGGGGCGCUCGAUCGUGGGAAGAGAGAUGGCGUGCUUGUUGGAGGCCCCACUCCGCAUCAGUGUGCUGUCUGAAGUCACUGCCACUAGUCGCCAUUAUGUUGACAGACUGUUUGACCCUGACCCACAGAAAGUGCUGCAGGGAGUCAUUGACAUGAAGAAUGCAGUCAUAGGAAACAACAAGCAGAAGGCCAAUCUGAUUGUCCUCGGAGCUGUGCCGAGGUUAUUAUACCUGCUUCAGCAGAGCUCAUCCAGUCUGGAGCUGAGGACAGAGUGUGCCGUCGUGCUUGGCAGCCUAGCCAUGGGCACUGAAAACAACAUCAAAUCCCUCGUGGACUGUCACAUCAUCCCUGCCCUUCUUCAAGGUCUAUUGUGUCCUGAAGUAAUCUUCAUUGAAGCUUGUCUUCGAUGUCUCAGAACUGUCUUCAUCAGUCCAGUCACCCCUGUGCAGCUGCUCUAUACUGACCCCACUGUGAUUCCCCAUCUAAUGUCUCUACUGAGUCAUUCGCAGAGAGCCCAGGAGUACAUCACACAGAUCUUCGCCCACUGUUGUAAGACCCCAGAGCAUCAGACGGUUCUUUUCAACCACGGCGCCAUCCAGAACAUUGCCCCUCUACUUAUCUCACCCUCUUAUAAGGUCCGAAUGCAGGCGUUAAAGUGUUUCUCAGUCCUGGCCUAUGAGAACACUCAGGUCUCCAUGACACUGGUGAAUGUGCUGGUAGAUGGUGAACUGCUCUCUCAGGUAUUUGUUAGAAUGAUGCAAAGGGAUCAACCCAUUGACAUGCAGCUGACAGCAGCCAAAUGUCUAACGUACAUGUGUCGAGCGGGCGCCAUCAGGACAGACGACAGCUGCAUAGUCCUAAAGACCCUGCCUUGCCUCGUGCGGAUGUGCAGUAAAGAGCAUUUGCUUGAGGAGAGGGUGGAGGGUGCAGAGACACUGGCCUACCUGAUGGAGCCCGAUGUGGAGCUGCAGCGGAUCGCAAGCACCACCGACCAUCUCGUGGCCAUGCUGGCCGACUACUUCAAAUACCCCAGCUCUGUGUCUGCCAUCACUGACAUUAAGAGGCUGGACCAUGACCUGAAGCACGCACAUGAGCUGAGACAAGCUGCUUUCAAACUUUACGCCUCGCUAGGCUCCAACGACGAGGACAUCCGCAAAAAGAUCACAGAGACGGAGAACAUGAUGGACAGGAUAGUCAGCGGCCUAUCAGAAUCCAGCAUUAAAGUCCGUCUGGCGGCUGUCAGGUGUCUUCAUAGUCUUUCGCGGUCGGUGCAGCAGCUGAGGACCAGCUUCCAUGACCAUGCGGUGUGGAAACCCCUCAUGAAGCUGCUGCAGAACGCCCCAGAUGAAGUCCUGGUCAUGGCCUCCUCUACACUAUGCAAUCUACUGCUGGAGUUCUCACCCAGCAAAGAGCCCAUCUUGGAGUCAGGGGUGAUUGAAUUACUAUGUAGUCUGACCCAGAGUGACAGUCCUGCACUGAGGGUCAAUGGGAUCUGGGCCCUGAUGAACAUGGCGUUCCAGGCAGAACAGAAGGUGAAGGUGGAGAUUGUUCGGUGUUUGGGUACGGAACAGUUGUUCCGCCUGCUAUCAGACCCGGACACCAAUGUGCUGAUGAAGACCCUCGGUUUGCUGCGCAAUCUGCUGUCAACACGCCCACACAUUGACCAGAUCAUGAGUUCUCAUGGGAAGCAGAUCAUGCAGGCAGUGACCCUCAUCCUGGAAACGGAGCACAGUUUAGAGGUCAAAGAACAGACGCUGUGCAUCCUAGCCAACAUCGCUGACGGCAACACAGCCAAGGAACUCAUCAUGACCAAUGACGACAUGCUCCAGAAAAUCAAAUACUACAUGGGGCAUUCGAAUGUGAAGCUGCAGCUCGCUGCCACCUUCUGCAUCUCAAACCUUAUCUGGAAUGAGGAGGACGUUCAAGCAGUGGUCAACAGCGAUUGCUUGGAGCACCGCAGACAUUUGCUCAGAGCCGUCACAACACACCACACACACAAUAACGGAGGAGGUUCUCAGGAGCGUCAGGACAAGCUGAGGGAGAUGGGCUUUGUGGACAUCCUGCACAAACUCACCCAGGCCUCUGACUCCAACCUCAGUGACAGGGCGAAGACGGCGAUGCAGCAGUACCUAGCAUGACCACGGAGGGGAGAGAUCCCCUACCGCCAGCCUAACUAACAAUCGUCGGGAGGACACCUGCCACUGGUUCUUUUGUUUCCUGCUUUGUUUAAUCUCAAAGCUUGUUUCGUUGCACAAAGACACCUUUUUUUCGGACCUGUGGCUGGCCUCCCUUCUCCUCCAACCUGCCACCUCAACCCUGGCUCAACAGUUUUGCUCUCUCCAAACUGGAUCUUGGAGACUGAGACCAUGGUUGUUGGGAAAUCAACGGUUAGAGGUGCUCUUGUUUUUCUCUUUUCAACAAUGAAGUGAAAUGUUUCCUUUUGAGACUUUGUGAUUUGUGAUCCUUUCUUCCUUUUUUGUUUUUUGAGUUUCAGCCUGACACCAGUGCCACCUUGGUGCUUUUGGACUCCCGAUAGUGGAGAUUCUGGUGUCAGAACGCGGACUAUGAGGUUUGACACAACGAACAGGGGUGUUGGACAGCAAAGCGUCCCAGUUUUAUUUUUUUUCAUUUUUAAUUAAUAUUAAUAUUAAUGUUUCCUUAAGGCAUCGCAAGCAAGGACACAUUUGGAAAAACAGACUGCCUAUUUUGAAAUUCUGGGUGUUACUUUUUUUUGUGGAUACAUACCUCGUAAAUAUAUAAAUAUAUAUAUAUAUAUAAAUAUAAACAUAAAUAUAUAUUUUUGGAUUCUUAUUUUCCCCUGACCCUCUGUUUGUUUUCAUUCAUUCUCUCUGAACCAUCUUUCUUGGCACAGCAGGGUGAAUCCACUGCAGUGUGGCAGUGAAUAAGGAAAAGAAAUGUAAUUCCCCCGAUUUCUUUUUCUUCACCGUUGUGGUUCUGUGUGCACUGGUGCCUGUCACUUCUGUCUAAUAUCCUUAUAAUCCCAAUGGGAAAUGUAGAUCCAGAGUGCUCACUCUGACCUGCCCGGUUACUAAUUAACAGGCAUGAGUACACAGAACACCAGAGAUAAGAGGAUGCAUGUAUCCUCACACCUCUUUUGAAUAAGACUUAAUGUCCGUUGCGGUUUCUGUGGUGAAAAGGGAGAAAUGGGUUUCUUUCCUCUGGUGUGUUCUGAGAAGCGAGCAAGGACAGAGUAGAUUUCAGGAAUAAAGGAAGAAUAAUUUAAGACUGGCCCCUGGAGGGUAAAGCGCUAAGUGCAUCCACAGCAGCAGAAUCAAGUUCUAUAUUGUGUUUCAUCCCUCUAUCAUUUCUUCUCCCAUCAGGAUAUUUAUAUAGUGUUUUUCCCCUGACAUUUCAAACCUUACUGAAUCUCUGAUAGAAUGAAUGUUACCAUUGAAAAUAUAUGCAGACCUGAAGAAGGA